Molecule: messenger RNA, 957 nt
Organism: Rosa chinensis
Lineage: Eukaryota; Viridiplantae; Streptophyta; Magnoliopsida; Rosales; Rosaceae
Product: UPF0481 protein At3g47200
Exons: 1
Coding region: 1-957 (318 amino acids)
Source: RefSeq, a predicted model, not a curated record
AUGGAAGAUCACAAAAAGUGGUACCUUAAAUGUUUCAUGGGCCGAACCAGUUCAAAGCUGAAUGAUUGUGCAAGAAAAAUAGAAGACCAAGAAAAGAAAUUGCGGAGUUGGUACGGUGAGACCAUUGUGCGUAAAAGUGAUGAAUUUGUCACGAUCAUUUUUGUGGAUGCCAUCUUCGUCAUUGAGUUCUUAUGGAGGUACUGGGACGAUAAAUUGCGAGAUGCAAAUGACUGCAUCUUUGGAAAACCAAGGAUGGUAGAGGAUAUACUGACUGACUUGCUGAUGCUUGAAAAUCAGCUGCCAUUCUUCAUUCUCAAGGACCUUUUCGACUCAAUUGCAAACAGAAUUAAAGUCCCUAGUGUUGAGAGGCUUUCCAUACGGUUUCUUCAUCAGGAGUUUUCAGUUGGUGUCACAACUUUCGGGGGAAUGUCAUUAGAGGAGUUAUUGACAAAAAUAGAUUCUUCCAACGAAGAAGUGCAACAUCUUGUUGAUCUCUUAAGAAAGCUAUGGAUAGCUCCUUUAUCGAAUGAACAAAGAAAAUCUGCCACCAAAAAGAAAAAAUCUGCAACAGCACCUAGCAUUGAAAAGCUACACCUGGCAGGAGUCAAAUUUAAGGUCAAAUCAGACACGAACUUGUUUGACAUACGAUUCGAUAAAGGGAUUCUAAUGAUUCCAAGAUUGAAUAUAGAGGAUCCAACAGAGAUUAUACUUAGAAAUUUAGUUGCCUUUGAACAAUGCAGUACUACUUCUGACGAUUAUUACAUUAGUGAUUAUGUUAGCAUGAUGGAUGAGUUGGUGGACACUCCAAAAGAUGCGGAGUUGCUUGUUAAGUACGACAUUGUUAAAAAUGAUCUCGGAGGUGGCGAUCACCAGUUGUCUAGCUUGAUCAACAGCCUUUCAACUGGGAUUCUAUAUGACUCAGGAAACUUCUAUUAUGGUGAUCUUUGUGAAAACUGA